CUGCUGUGUUACAAUCUUUGCAAUUCGAUCAAUCUCCAUAAACUAAAAAAAGUGAAAUUUGUAAGACGACAAGUACGACGAGUGAUUAGUUUCUUUAUAAUUUUUAAAAAUGGGAGUGCAAAAGCUAAUCGUUGCGAGUGAUGAUAUAGAAGUAGAAAUCCAGUUCGAUAUCACUGGCAAAUUGAACGAUUUACGGAAGACUUUGAUCGAACUUCAUCACAUUUGUGAAGACGAUGAAAAACAGCCCUGGCGUUUCGUGAAAGUCGACACUGGUAAAAUAACUGACAUGGAGUACGAAGCAUACAUUCCAGUCAAGGAUUACAUCUACGACACGAACAAAAUACGUAUAACCAGUCUCAAGAAAGAUCUGCAAGUAUUUGCUGACUCUGCUCAGGAAACCAUCGAGUUCAAUGUUACGAAUACCCUUGCUGAGUUACGAAAAGCUUUGAUCGAAAAAACUUUCAUUAAGAACGAUACUGAAACUACCGGUUGGCGAUUCCUGUCACCAACAUUCGAUCCGGAGAGAGGUACCGUGACUGAUGCAAUUAUCACAAUGGAUGGAAGUGAAAAGACAACGAAGGUAAAAGAUUUUUUAUUUGGCAGCAGCAAGGUACGCAUGGUCGAUGUUAAGCGUAAGAUCCAGCCCGAUCUAAUUGGUGUUAGUUCGGACUAUUUCUCGGAUGGAGACAUUAACGUUAUAAUAUCACAGAAUGGCGCAAUUACGAAAGACAAAUUUCAACCAAUAAUGAUGACAAAUGUUCGACCGGCCAGAGAAGAUGGUGUAAUUACGAAUUUCUCUAACGUAGUUCUGUGCGAAAAAGGCACGGCUGUACGUAUCCGCGUGGAAAGUAGGACCCAUAAAGGAAUGAUGUAUAGUAUAGUACCUGAUGAGGGUGAUCCUAUUUCUCUCGGCUCAAUUUGUACAUAUACAGGAUAUACAGCAACCACUUACGAGAACGGUGACGCUAUUAUAAUUGUUUCGUCUAAGGAAUUGGGCAUUCCAACCCGAGAAAGACUUGGAUUUCGUCGCUUGACCGUUAAAGCUUGGAAACUCACUUCAUUUAUGAAGCGUGGAAAAAAGUAUUUUUUUGAUGAGAAAGUGAGAUCCAUGAGUAGGUCAGUUCUGCGUGGCGUUGAUCCUAUCGACGGAAAGAAUAUGGAAGAUGCUACGUUUGAAAGGCGAAAAUACGUAGAGUUCCAUUAUACUAACAUACUAUCUAAUAUUGUGCAUGAUCCGAAUGAGAUUUACGGUAAGGUUGACAUUGAUUUCUUCGUAUUUAAAUCGAAAGAAGCUGCACAAAAUAUGGUCGAAAUGAGGAUUAAUCCAAACUUUACAUAAAACAAUGAUGUACGGUCAGGUAUGAAAAUUUCAAAUGCAUGAAAGAUCAAUAAAAGAAAUAUUUUUGCA
Molecule: messenger RNA, 1408 nt
Organism: Bradysia coprophila
Lineage: Eukaryota; Metazoa; Arthropoda; Insecta; Diptera; Sciaridae
Source: RefSeq, a predicted model, not a curated record